Molecule: messenger RNA, 743 nt
Organism: Tribolium madens (black flour beetle)
Lineage: Eukaryota; Metazoa; Arthropoda; Insecta; Coleoptera; Tenebrionidae
Exons: 4
Coding region: 6-665 (219 amino acids)
Source: RefSeq, a predicted model, not a curated record
UCGAUAUGUCACACAAAAUACAAAAUGUUGUCUUGUUUCUUAUCAAAAUCACCGCUGGUGGGUGGUUGAGAGAUUUGAUUUCUUCGAGAGGAUGGAACCUUGGGGAUGGAGUUGUUGUUCAUUUGGUCGAUUCUAAACUCCCCAACACCACUUUUUUGCAAAGACAUUCAGUAAUCAUGGACUAUGGCGGGUUAGCUCUUAGUGUGAGUCAAGCCCUUGAUAAAGAAGCUUUACAAGUCGGUCUAGGACGAGGAUAUAAGGAUUACACAGAAUCCGCAGCUGUUAGUUUGAUUAUCGGUUAUAAGCUCGCAACGAUGGCAACUCUUGCCUUUUCUGCUGUGGGAGCUUUAGUUUUAAAAGCUCUUAGUGUGGCUAAAAUUGCAGCGGUGCUUUCGAUGAUCCUUUUAGUAUCGAAGCUUUUUCAUCACAAUCAACAGGCGUACGUCGAAGUUGAGCCGGAAUUCGCUGAAAUUCCUCCUGAAGAAUAUUUUCCGUCAGCAUCGAGUGAUUAUUAUUCGUACGCGAGCUUUCCUCCGGGGAUUGAUUACGUACCAGAGACAUUUGGUGGAAAUUCGAGCGAUCAACAAGUGUCGAGACGUCGAGACGCUUCAAAACGAAGAAGAGUGCCGUUGUUGACAAUACAUCAAUAUUCCAUUAAGUCUUGAAGCGAUGACAUUUUUCUCUUAUUUAAGUGUAUUAAGUAGAUAUUAUUGAAUAAAACGUUAUGAGAUUUUUUUCAUUAC